UCUCAUUCUCUCUCUAACAUUUUCUCUGGGAUUCAAUCUGGAUUUGGAAAUUAUGUCUAUCUUUGAGUGCUGAUUUUAUUUAGAUUUGUCCCUAUAAUCAACACCCGAUUUUUCCUUCUUUUUCUCUGUUUAGAAUUUUUUUUUUUGUCUUCAGGAUUUCUAAAUUUUCAUCAUUUUCUCACUUUUCUCUCUCUAGAAAUUUCAUCAUUUCGUUCCUUCCUUGCUCUCUAAGAUUUUUCCAUUCGUGAAAUUUCGUAAUAUAUUAUUUUCUCUCUGAAAUUGCAUAAUUCGGCUGUUUCUCUCUCUAAAAUUUCAUCAUUUGGUUCGUCUUCUUUUUCGAGCAAGUUGUUUUUGGGUUCAUGCAGGCCCGCAGAGAAGAAGAUCUAGGGUUUUGUGACUGCUUCAGGGUUGUGAUUUGCGAGUUUCACAAAUAUCAAAUUGGCCCCUAUGGAUGUGAUACUGUGUUUUGAUCUAUAAGGAUUAUUUCUAAUUGAUAUUAUCGAAAUGCUGAAGCAAAUUCUCAGUAGGUUGCCACGGAAGGCAUUGAAAGCCGAAUCCGGUGACUUGGUGCGAACCGACACCGGUACGCCACGGUCGAGCAGUGGGAGCCCGGGGUCUCGACCAACCAGUGCAAAGAAGACAUCUUCGGUUUUUCCGACAAAUGCUGUAGCUGGAGCUGAGCCCUCAGCGGCAUUCAACGAUGUGCCAAUUGCAGAGAAAUUGAAUCUUUUUGUGAGUAAAUUGAAUCUUUGCUGCACAGUUUUCGAUUUCAAUGACCCAAGUAAGAAUUCUAUAGAGAAGGACGUCAAACGUCAAACGUUGAUAGAACUUGUUGAUUUUAUGGUUUCGGGGCCUCCUAGGUUUACGGAACCUGUGAUUGCCGCAAUGUGUAAAAUGUGUGCUACUAACCUUUUUAGGGUUUUCCCCCCUAAUUAUCGAUCUAAUUCUCUUGGUGGUGAGAAUGAUGAUGACGAACCAACAUUCAAUCCAGCGUGGUCGCAUUUACAACUUGUGUAUGAUUUAUUGCUUAAAUUUGUUACUUCAUCGUGUCUGGAUGCGAAGGUAGCCAAAAAGUAUAUAGACCAUUCAUUUAUCUUGAGGUUGCUUGACCUGUUUGAUACCGAGGACCCAAGAGAAAGAGAAUGUUUGAAAACUGUUCUGCAUAGGAUUUAUGGCAAGUUCAUGGUUCACAGGCCUUUUAUCAGGAAGUCCAUGAGCAAUAUAUUCUAUCGUUUUGUGUUUGAGACAGAACGAAAUAAUGGUAUUGCUGAGAUGCUGGAGAUUUUUGGGAGUGUAAUUAGUGGGUUUGCAUUACCUCUGAAGGAGGAGCACAAGAUCUUCCUGUGGAGAGCUUUGAUUCCUCUGCACAAGCCAAAAUCUGUGGGAGUUUAUUUUCAGCAAUUGUCCUACUGUGUUACACAAUUUAUAGAGAAGGAGCCAAAGUUAGCCAGCAGCGUGAUAAAGGGUUUGUUGAGAUACUGGCCAAUAACAAAUAGCCAGAAGGAAGUAAUGUUUCUGGGUGAGUUAGAAGAGAUACUAGAAGCAAUUAACAUGGUGGAAUUCCAAAAGAUCAUGGUUCCAUUAUUCUGGCGGAUUGGAUGCUGCAUCAACAGUUUCCAUUUUCAGGUGGCCGAAAGGGCCCUUUUCUUAUGGAACAAUGAUCAGAUUGUAAACCUGAUUGCACAUAACCGACAAGUUCUCAUUCCAGUUAUAUUCCCGGCUUUAGAAAGAAAUGCCCAAAGCCAUUGGAAUCAAGCAGUGCUCAACUUAUCUCUAAAUGUGAGAAAGAUGUUAUCAGAGAUGGAUGAUGAACUAUUCUUAGCCUGCCAUGCCCGGUUUAAGGAGGAAGAAAGCAGGCUAAGCCUGGAAGCACAAAAGCGGAAGGAGAAAUGGGAACAACUAGAGAAUGAAGCCAGCCUUCAGCCAGUGAGUGGAAACACUGCUGUUCUAGUAACUCCUUUAGCAACCUCGAUUACUUGUUAAGCAGCAUUUUCAAACUGUUGCUGCCUGGCUUUUUUGUCUUUUUCCUUUUUUCUUUUUCCUAUUUCCUUAUGACAGUGGGAGGCCAGAAGAGGUACAAGGAAAUGGAUGUUGUUUUGGAGGUGGGGCUUUUCUUUUUUUUUUUCUCCCCUUUGGAUAGUCCUAUGAAGCCAGCUGUUGUAACUCGUUUUGUACUAUUACCACUGAAGGGAGUGAUAUUUGCUUCCUCGGCAAGGUUAUUGAAGAGGCUGUGCUGCUAACAUUUCUUGUGGA
Molecule: messenger RNA, 2253 nt
Organism: Vitis riparia (riverbank grape)
Lineage: Eukaryota; Viridiplantae; Streptophyta; Magnoliopsida; Vitales; Vitaceae
Product: serine/threonine protein phosphatase 2A 57 kDa regulatory subunit B' kappa isoform
Exons: 3
Coding region: 505-1983 (492 amino acids)
Biological process (GO): signal transduction
Cellular component (GO): protein phosphatase type 2A complex
Molecular function (GO): protein phosphatase regulator activity
Source: RefSeq, a predicted model, not a curated record